GCCACACUCUGUGGUGCUUCAUUCUUGUAAAAUUCUGUGAACAUGGUACUUCUCUAAUGACAAACACCGCCACCAUGCCCCGUUCCGGCCAUCAUCUCUUGCCACACACUUGAUGCCAUAACAGCAGGCGAACUUCAAAUCCUACAGCUGGAGCCCAUCUGGAAGAUGGGGAACAUGAUAAAAGGUGGGCUCGCCAGGGACAAGAUCAACACUCAGAACAUUGACAGCCCUCAAAAGAGUUCUGAGGACAACAUGGUGGUGGUGCUUCAGGAUUACCCAUCUCCUGAUGUCAGCGAACCCAUCUAUAGGAUGGGGGAGAAGCUCCGAGUCCUUGCACAGGACACUUAUUGGUGGAGGGUUCGCUCCGUCCAAACAGGGAAGGAGAACUACAUUCCCAACACUCACGCGGCCAGAGUCUAUCAUGGGUGGCUUUUUGAGGGGGUGGAGAGGCAAAAGGCAGAAGACCUUCUGCUUCUACCUGUGAACAGAGUGGGUUCAUUUCUGGUGCGGGAGAGCAGCAGGGAGCGAGGUCAGUAUUCACUCUCAGUGAAGCACAGGCACAUAAAGCACUAUCGCAUCCUCAGACUGGACAACAGCUGGUACUACAUCUCCCCCCGUCUCACUUUCCAGUGCCUGGAGGAUAUGGUCAACCACUACUCGGACUCUGCAGAUGGCCUAUGUUGUGUGUUAACCUCUCCCUGUCUGUCCGCCAUGACCCUUCAACCAGACGCCAGUGCCACAGCUCCGCCUGUAGUUAUGCGACGCAACUUUGACUGGAAGAAAGUAGACAGGAGACAGCUGGUGAGCACAGACAGCUGCAGCGACAACAUGGUGAGCUACGGUGUCAGAAACAGCAUCGCUGCCUACCUGUCCUUCUCUGAGAAUCAGGACCAUGCACAAUUCAAGGCAAAGAGCAGGAAGAAGAAGAGCAAAUCAGUUUAUGUUCUCCCUGAAAACGGCCUUAUGCACUAUGAAGACUUCUAGAGGCAAAUGGAAUACCUUCAAGCAGGGGGCAGUAGGGGGCAUCCUUCUCAGAAAUGUACCAGCAGAGGUCUGUGCUGAACAUCUCAAACAUCAUACUUCAACAAUAACGCAAAGUGUCCGACCACUUACACUUGGACUGAGUUGAUAAAGAAAGAACUAAGUUGAAGUGGACAAUAGUGCAAUUGAAAUGUGACGUGUGUAUCCUGCACAUGGGCUGGAAAAACAAACACGAUUGUAUGAAGAUGACUCGAAAGCUGUGGGCACUAUUUGGCCAUAUUAAUGUCUAUAUGAGUAUUUGUUGCUUUCAAAUCAUCAAACCUGUGUUGGUUAUUAAUGUUGAAUUGUUUUAAGUCUUAUUGUGACAACAGCUUGAACUUGCAUUUUUAUUUGCCACUUUUACAUUUACUUUUCACCUGAUUAAGUUCAUUAAUGAAUGUGUAAAUAUCUGCAAAUAGAAAGUAAAUAUGCAGCAACGUUUAAUUAAAUUGUCAUGUUUGUGUCUGAUUGCAUUAACCACCAUUUUUGGUCUCUCUUGAUAGGGACAGAACACGUUAAGAUUAUAGCAACAAUGAUUGUUUACAUCUGUAGUCCCUUUCACAAACACAUAGGCAUUUGAUCUUUGGUUUUGUAUAUUGAUUAGAGCAGUUUUAAGUUCUGGCAUUAAACAAAGUAGGUGUUGAGAAGGUCGGAGAUAUGAUCAUUAGAGGAAAUUCAAAUGUCAGUGGCAAAUUAUACAUGAUUCACUCAGAGGAACAACUCAGCUUGUGGGAACAGAACACAGUCACUACAUUAGGAUUAAAAUGUACUUCUUUGUUCACUGAGCGUAACUUCCACAUUUGAGCAUGAGUGUUUUACUGCUGCAAUAAGAUCUAUGGCUCUGUAUCAGUGGUCAUGAUCUUGUACUUUUCCACUCGGUCUGUGUGAUUUAUCCGCGUACAUUGUAAGUUGUUGGUAGUUUCUUUUUCUGUUAAUGUUUUUUUUAACAAAAUCCAGGUUUUAAAGCUCCAGUGACCAAAAUAGGCAGAAGUUCAAGUUGCUCCUUAAUUCAAAUUGCUGUCGUUAUGUGUUUAACUUCCUCUGUUGACCUUUGGCUAUUGCUGCUUAUGCAAAAGUCUCACUGUUUUCACAUGGUCACAAUAUGACAGGCUGACUGCAUAACUGCUGUUUAAUAUGAUGUUAAAUAAAAGCAUACAUGC
Molecule: messenger RNA, 2180 nt
Organism: Paralichthys olivaceus (Japanese flounder)
Lineage: Eukaryota; Metazoa; Chordata; Actinopteri; Pleuronectiformes; Paralichthyidae
Gene: sla1a
Product: Src like adaptor 1a
Biological process (GO): regulation of MAPK cascade; signal transduction
Cellular component (GO): plasma membrane; cytoplasm; nucleoplasm
Molecular function (GO): phosphotyrosine residue binding; epidermal growth factor receptor binding
Source: RefSeq, a predicted model, not a curated record